This is a messenger RNA of Klebsormidium nitens, 762 nucleotides long. The record is from the annotation of a GenBank genome assembly. Lineage: Eukaryota; Viridiplantae; Streptophyta; Klebsormidiophyceae; Klebsormidiales; Klebsormidiaceae.
AUGAUGGAGUCUGGGGAGAGCGUGUAUGCGCUCAUUCCCCCGGCCGUGGAAACGAAGCAAAGGCCGCCCAUUUACCGGUCUCUCCAGCCCGGCGAGGUCGAUCCCAGCCAGUUUGAGAUGGGCUGCGGCACCGUAAAGAAGGCCGCCACCUUCGGGCCCCCCCGGGGGACGCUCAAACCGAGCACCAACACGUACUUGCGCAAGCACAGCAAGGAGCCGGCGCUUCCCGACCCGGGCCCUCUCAGUCAGACCAAGGCGAAGCUCAAGCCGGAUCUGCCCAAAGACCGGCCGAUUAUGGGCCUCGUCAGCGCCAAAAAUUUCGUUACUGCAAACGCCAUCGAAAACAUCCUUGCUUCUCCGAAGAAGCUCAAGGACGCGCCGCCACUGGCCACCCAGAAAAAGGACUACGGAAAGGUGCCCGGAUACUUGACCAAGGUCAAGGACCAGGUUAAGCGGGAGAAGGAGCACAUCGAGCACUUAACCCAAAAGAUGAUGCACGACGGCGCGUCCGAUGGCAUCCGGCACAUGUCGGAGGAGGAGCGGCAGGAGCUGAUCGUGGGGCUUAAGCAGAAGUGGCAGCGCAUCAACGAGGCGUACCAAAAGAUGUCCUUUACGCUCGACACGGGGACCAAGAAAGCCAAGAAGGAGCAGUAUGAAGCGGAGCUGGCCCAGAUCGAGAAGGACAUUGAGACGCUGUCCCGACGGGUCGUGCUGGUAGCGGAGGAGCCCACAACUAGGAUGGAGUCGCUCCGGCUCCGAUAG